GGAACUCGUCACAGAGGAAACUCCCACAGACUUCUCGACAGUGUUUGUGAGGAGCUGGCUGACAAGAAGGAAGCAAUAGUGACAGACGGACAAAGGAAAUCAUGUAAGGCCUACCCGACCUCCCCUCUCAUUAACAGUAAAGUUUCCUGAGACCAGCUCAGAAAAAAUAAAAGGGGGUGGGGGGUGGGGGUCUCCUAGCAGUGUCUGUCCCCAGGAAUGAUGCUUCUCUUCUGGCUUAUGCUUUGGACAAUGCUUCCUCCUCUGGCUCACUUCUCUGAAGAUAGCUGUACCGUCCAGGAGAGCUUACAGAACAAGUCUUCAUUGCUGGAAUCCUUAAAGUGCUAUAAUGACUACAAAUCCUAUGUCCACUGCGAGUGGAGUCAACACACAAACACGACGCUGCAGCUCUGGUUCAAGAAACAAAAUGACAGCAAGCAGUGUUUGCCUUAUGGUAAUGCAAGCCAGCACAGGAGGUUCCAGUGUAGAUAUGAAACUCGGGCAUUUGCCAUUAGCAUCAAGCACACUGUCUUCUUCCUCAAAAAUAAGACAGAGACCAUCUGCUCAUCUGUUCCACACAGGCCUCUGAAUCUUUCUCAGCACUUAAGAGCUCACCCACCAGUCAAUCUGUCCACACACGUUGAAGGUGAUGGAGGCCAGCACCUCACCUGGUCCAGCUUCUACCCCUCCACCUCCUCCCUGAACAAAAACAUCAUGUAUCAGCUCAGCUAUAGGACAGAAACACAGGACAACUGGACGACUGAGGAUGUCACAAACACCAGUAUGAAACUAGAGAAGCAAUUGUUGCUUCCGGGUCGCAGGUAUGAAGCCAGGGUGAGGGCCCGGGUCAGCGUGGGUCAGUGGAGCCACUGGAGUCCUGUGGUGACCUGGCACACUGAAGAAGAUGCUGGGCAGUUUCCCAGUUUGCAUUGUGUGCUGAAUGGAGAGAAGGAGGUGAUGUGUAGCUGGGAGGUGGACAGAGAGCUGGCUCACUUCAUUACGUACCAGCUGGCCUGUCGACACAACCAAACUGCACCGUCUAAGAGAUGUUGUGUGAACCCAACAGUCACUUCUGACCCCAGCAGGACAUCGCUGAAGUACAGCUGCUCACUGACUGUCACAGACCCUGCACAUCUGCUGCUAGAGCUGCAACCAACACGCAAUGCCAAGAUUUUUAUGUCCGUAGAACACAUUCGACCCGACCCACCGCAGCAGGUAAAGGUGGAGGACAAAGGCAAACACUGGAUGUUUCAAUGGAAAGAUUCAAUCACAGCUUCAAAGGUCAAACUGCAUUAUCAGCUCUGCUAUUACAGGACAGAGGAUGAGGUAUCUGUCCUGAACAUUUCAGAGGGGUCCACGUCUUUGACCAUCCUGGAUGCUUCUCUGGUCCCGUCCCAGCACUACCAGGUCAAGGUCCGGUCUCUGAUCGUCUCUGAAAAAGAUUCCAAAUUUAGGGGAAUCCCCUCUGAAUGGACUAAACCUGUGGCGUGGAUCUCACACAAGGCCACCUGGUCUCUAGCCACCCUGAUCUAUUUGGCCAUCAGCGUGGUUGUGGCCACAGUCUUCCUCACGCUCUACUGCACCAUUCCAGCUUGUCAAAGGAGGGUCAUUCUGUGGGUGGACUCAGUUCCUUCUCCAGGCAAAAGCAAAAUCCUGUCUGAGAUCAAGUCUGCCACCAGCUGGACCCUCAUGCAGAGUGAAAACACGUCCAUGUGCAAAGUGCAGCACUUCGACAGCAUAUCAACAUGGUACUCUUCAGACGCUUCGCUGUGGCCGGCAGAGGACAGUGAAAAAAAGUGUUUGGAGCAGGAUGAGGGCUGCUGGAAGUGUGAUAACCUGCCCCCCCCUGCUGAGGGGCUUACCAGCUCUGACACAUCCUCCAUGAGCUUCAGCGGGCCGUACAUCUUCUGUCAGGCAUCAGAACGAAGCUGCAAGUCAAUGGAUGUCAAGUGUGAAGAGGAAGAGAAAGAAAGCCCCUCAGAUGACACUGCAUCUCCUUCCCCUGUGAAUUUCGCCCUUUACGGGGGAGGUUAUGUGUGUCUGCCCAGUCGCAAUGUCUCCAGGUCCACACAGGAUCUUGUAUCUCACACCGAUGCCAACACAAACACAAGCAGGCACGAAAGCACUGAGCAGGACCAACAGCGUCCAGAUAAGACAUAUGUCCAGCUGGGCCUCAGCGAGCCCACCAGCAGCCAGCAGCCUCCACCGGCCUACACGCCAGGACCUUUCACUCCCUGGCCUCAAGGGGGCAUCAUACAGGCCUCAGGGUACUGCCACCUCCCUAUACCCCACAUGAGAGCAGAAAAGUAACCUGCAGUACUUAAAGGGAGAGGACAUCAAGGAGGCUUUCUCAGCAGAUAAAACUAUUUCAUGUUUGCUUUUUUCAUAAGCUUUCCACUUUAUUUUAAGCUACUUGUGCUUCCAUGUGAAAAAAUGCAACCAUGUUAAUCUGACCUAACAUCAGGUUGGUUGGCCGACCAAUGGAGGGCAGUAGUGAGCUGAGCCUGUGAGUAAAUGUAAGGGAUGGACAUUAUUACAAAUAUACACAUAAUAUAAAGAUCUUAAACUAUAUAUUUUUGUAAGCAGGGAAGAAUGUAAAACGUUGCACACAUAAUCUAACCACAGAUUCUCAAGAACUGUGUUGAAAUGUUGUCAUUUUAUUACUUCCUCAAAUUAAUUUAAUCCUCAUUGCUGAGGUAAAAAGCUUCAUUAUGACAGCUGCAUUUCAUGGGGAAACAAGUGUGUGACUUUGCUGACUGCCAUGUUCACUGUGGUCAUGUAUGCACUUUUGCACAGGGGUGUGUAAGUUAGGACCUUGUUGUCAAUGUUGUAGCCUAUGUGUUGCUGAAUAUAUGUUAUCUACACGUUGAUGUGCUGGUACUGCUAUGUUGUGUUCAAGGCAUCAUUUAAAAUGAGAUGACAACAUACUGGAAAUAUAUUAAAGUUACUUUUCAGGAAUGCCAUGUCCUUCAGCUUGUGUUAUUUGCACUACAUGUUUUUUUUUUAUAUUCAGUUAUGAAUGAGUAAUCUGAGUGAAAUAAUGUACGUUUGAAAUAUUUGCUGCACGUUUGUAUUGUGAUAGUAAAAUUGUCACAAAUAAUAUUUGUC
Molecule: messenger RNA, 3105 nt
Organism: Morone saxatilis (striped sea-bass)
Lineage: Eukaryota; Metazoa; Chordata; Actinopteri; Moronidae
Gene: csf2rb
Product: colony stimulating factor 2 receptor subunit beta
Exons: 15
Coding region: 217-2307 (696 amino acids)
Biological process (GO): cytokine-mediated signaling pathway; immunoglobulin mediated immune response
Cellular component (GO): external side of plasma membrane
Molecular function (GO): protein binding; cytokine receptor activity
Source: RefSeq, a predicted model, not a curated record